Diatraea saccharalis (sugarcane borer) is the source of this 2716-nucleotide messenger RNA. NCBI's taxonomy places the organism in Eukaryota, Metazoa, Arthropoda, Insecta, Lepidoptera, Crambidae. The record is from the annotation of a GenBank genome assembly.
UAGAAAAUUAAUAUAGCAUUGUGAAUGCAAAAUUAUUAAAGUAUAAUGAAUUAUUAUUUAUUGUUUCAGAUGAAAAUGAGGGCGUUGAAAUUACUAAUUGUCUUUGCAGUAUUAACAGUUUGUCAGUCAGCAACACCACAACUAAAGUUUGCUUGGAAACAAGUAGACUACGCAUGGAAAACACCAGCGGACAGAGAAAAUGCUAUAAAAGACGGCAAAUUUGUACAAGAGAAUAACCUUCCGUUAGGUUUAGCGCGGUGGAAGAACAAAUUGUUUAUAACAGUACCAAAGUGGAAAAAUGGCGUGGCCUCUUCAUUGAAUUAUGUAGACCUGGACGGUCCACAAGACCAGCCGUACAAACCUUACCCAUCUUUCGAAGACAAUCUCAUCGAUGAUACCAUUAAGGAAUUGCCGUCAAAUAAUACAAUCAUUUCGGUGUUUAGAGUUCACGUAGAUCCUUGUGAUAGACUUUGGGUUCUUGAUACGGGACUGGCAGAUAUUUGGGGAUCCCCCAACCAAAUAGUCGGCCCAUCAAUUGUGGUAUUCGACUUAAAUACCGAUAAGUUGAUUCAUCGUUAUUAUUUUAAAUUAGAAGACAUGAAAGAGGACUCUUUCUUUGCUAACAUAGUUGUAGAUGCUGAUAAAGAUUCUUGUGAUAAUGCCUUCGCAUAUGUACCAGACUUGGGUGCCUACGGUAUUGUGGUAUACAGUUUGAAGCAGGACGACUCGUGGCGUGUGACUCAUCACUAUUUCCACUUUGAACCGUUAGCUGGAUCCUAUAGAGUCGGAGGUGUAACCUUCCACUGGACAGAUGGCGUUUUCAGUUUAGCCCUGUCAGAGCCCAGAGAAAAUGGGUACCGAACAUUAUUUUUCCAUGCGCUAUCGAGUACCAAAGAGUUCUGUGUUUCAACAGAACUGCUUCGCAAUUAUACACACAUAGACAAGGAUGAAGCAUUCCAUGAUUUUAAGCUGUUGGGCGAUCGAGGGGAACGUACUCAAUCGUCGGCCGGCGUGUACGAUGACAAAACUGGAGUUCUGUUUUACACUCAGGUAAACCGUGAUGGCGUCGGCUGCUGGAACAUAAACAAGCCCUAUACUCCUGAGAAUAAUCCCCUUAUUAUUAGCGAUGCAGAACUCUUGGAGUUUCCCAAUGACUUAAAGAUUGACGAUGAAAGUAACCUAUGGAUCCUGAGUGACAGAAUGCCGCGGUUCCUGUACAAGAGCCUGAACCCAAAUGAAGUCAAUUACAGGAUAUUCAGUAUUAGCUCUAAGGAUGCCAUAGCUGGCUCCACUUGUGAAUAAAAUUUAACAAUACUUAUUAGAUAUUAACUGUAAGAAAUUUAAUGAGCAUGAUGAUGGUAACUUUUUAAAAUAUUUCGGAGUCUGCCUGGUACUAAUUAAUUAAAAUAUAGUAAUAGAAAAUAAAAAUAAACAUUUAAAAAUAAUACACCGCCGUCGAACGUAGUCGUACUAAGAGUUACAACUCUUCGUUUUCUAAUUUGAAGUCAGUUGAAGAAAGAGUACUAAAAAUAUUAUUAAGUUUCGAGUUCAAUUUAAAAGACUUCAGAUAAUAACAAAAUGGUUGUAAUUUUAUAGUUAAUGUCGUCUUGUUAUUUUAUUUAUCGAUAUUUUAAUUUUAUUUAUGUAUAAGUUUUAUUUUUUUCCUCUUUGAAUUAAUAGGAGCACGAAGAGUGGCUGAUGGAAUAUUACUAGGCAAAAGCCGAAAUAUGAUAACAAUAAGGUUUCAGAGAAAUCAAAAAUUUGUUUGUGAUGAUUUGUGAUUAACAUGAAAUAAUUAUUGCAAAACGAAUAUGGAAUUGUAUAGAAAUGCGUUUCAGGAAAAAACGAGAAUCGUGAACAAAUAUUAUGUACCUCUUAUGAAUAAUGAAAAUACUUCUUUCAACUUUGAAUUGAUGAAAUCAAUUACAUUCGUAUUAUUAAGUAAUGAAGACUUUUUUAACUACCUUAAAUUAAUUGCAUUCGAUCAACAUAAAGAUGUGUAUAUUAUUAAGUUAAUGAAGACGUACAUAUGUAAGUAAUGAAGACAUCUCUUAAAUAAGUACGAUAGUUGCUUAUUUGCUUUGCUUAGAUAGUUCAUGGCCUAAUGAUAACCAUAUAACAAAAAGUAAGAUCUCAAAAAGAAUUUAGAGAUGUAAUAAACUCUUUUAAUAAACUACAAAUUAAAGUUUAGUUUUUUAAGUUAUAAAUAAAAUUAAAUGUUACUUUCUUAUCAAAUAAAUGUAUAAUGUACUUAUCGUAUAACUUAGUGUUACUGUUUUUUGUAAAUAAAUAUCACAGAAAUUGCUCUUUAAAAUAGUAUAGUGCACAUGACUUUUUAAUGAGUGUUGGAUAUUUUGUAAUAAUGCAAAUUUAAUUUUUAAUCAAAAAUUGAUAACAUUACCUUGAAAAGAACAUCUUUGAAAAAAAGCGAGACAGCAAACGAUCGUUUCUUUUAAUAAAAAAUAUGAAAAUUUUUUAGAACAGAUGUUCAUCGUAAGCAAAUAUAAAUAUAAUAUGAAUUGUACUUUGCUUGUGAAUUUGAAUUGUACUGGAUACUAAAAAUAUAAUCCAGAUUGCAACUACGUUGUAACAGAUUCAAAAAUACAAACUUUAAUACAUAUAGUUAAGUAUAAGUAAUGACUUUUAUCCAACGUUUUAUUUAACCUGUAAAGCAAGAUUGCUUGGUAAAUUUAAUCAUUAACAUAACGAAUGUAUG